Molecule: messenger RNA, 3515 nt
Organism: Sciurus carolinensis (gray squirrel)
Lineage: Eukaryota; Metazoa; Chordata; Mammalia; Rodentia; Sciuridae
Gene: Znf502
Product: zinc finger protein 502
Exons: 4
Coding region: 337-1956 (539 amino acids)
Biological process (GO): regulation of transcription by RNA polymerase II
Cellular component (GO): nucleus
Molecular function (GO): RNA polymerase II transcription regulatory region sequence-specific DNA binding; DNA-binding transcription factor activity, RNA polymerase II-specific
Source: RefSeq, a predicted model, not a curated record
GCUCUUCCGGUCCCAGAGGGGAAAGCCUGUGUCCUGGACCUCCAUGCACCCCUGGGACCGUAGACACCGCCCAGCGGGGAGUCCCGGGAUCUCACGGUAAAAAAUAACAUUUGGAUUAUUCAUCAAGUUCUUGAACAUUGGACAGUUCCUUGUUCUGUCUGGCCUGCCACUUUCUGAACAUCUGAGAAAUAGUGUUUGUGAACCUAGAUGACUGCACACCAACCCUGAUUUUUGCUGAUGUAGUCACACUGCUAUCCUGAGAAGUAUUGGCUGGUGGUUUUCCAAACCUGAAGUCUUUUCUAAUCAAAGCAAGGAGAAGAUUUACAGAUAUCGAAUAUGCAAGGAGCUGAAGAGAGAACUACUGAAAUAGAUACUUGUCCAGGUUGGAAGAACAAGCCUGUUGCAAAGCAGGGUAUUUUUCAAAUUGAUCCACCAGGGAGAAUAGCAAAGAGACUGCAAGAGGAUGAACAGCAGGGUUCUAUGUUGGAAGAAAAAUAUGCCUGUGAGGGGAUAAAGGAAAACUCUUGGGAAAAGGCUCCUGGGUCACACCUUUUCCAGGAAGGAGGUUUUGGAGGAAUAACUUUUGUCCACGGAGAAGCAUCCCCUGAAAUGUUUAGUCAAGAAUAUAAUUUUGAGAAAAGCUUGCUUUUGACCUCUAGCCUUGUUACACAUCUCAGGGUUUCUACAGAAGAGAGUCUGCAUCAGUGGGAAACAAGUAAUGUACACACCAGUGAGAUUUCAGACCAAAGUAAGUAUUUAACUCUCUCCACACAGAAAAAGUCGUGGCAAUGUCAGGAAUGUGGAAAAAACUUCACUCAGAGCUCAUCCCUUACCCAACAUCAGAGAACUCAUACUGGAGAGAGACCUUAUGCAUGCGAAGAGUGUGGGAAAGCUUUUAGUCGCAGCUCAUUCCUUGUUCAACAUCAAAGAAUUCACACUGGAGUGAAACCAUAUGGGUGUGAGCAAUGUGGGAAGGCCUUUCGAUGUCGAUCAUUUCUUACUCAGCAUCAGAGAAUCCACACCGGAGAGAAACCUUACAAAUGUAAUGAAUGUGGGAAUUCUUUUCGCAAUCAUUCACAUCUCACUAAACACCAGAGAAUUCACACUGGAGAAAAACCCUAUACGUGUAAUAGCUGUGGAAAGGCAUUCAGUCAGAACAUACACCUUAUUCAUCAUCAGAGAAUUCACACGGGUGAGAAACCCUACUUAUGUAAUGAAUGUGGCUCUUCUUUUCGUGAACACUCAAAUCUUAUGCAACAUCAGAGAAUUCACACGGGGGAAAAACCACAUAAGUGUGACGACUGUGGGAAAACCUUUCAAACAAAGGCGAACCUCUCUCAGCAUCAGAGAAUUCAUACUGGAGAGAAACCCUAUAAAUGUAAGGAAUGUGGCAAAGCCUUUUGCCAAAGCCCAUCUCUUAUUAAACACCAGCGAAUCCAUACCGGAGAAAAACCAUAUAAAUGUAAGGAAUGUGGCAAAGCUUUUACUCAGAGCACCCCACUCACUAAGCAUCAGAGAAUUCAUACAGGGGAAAGACCCUACAAAUGCAGUGAAUGUGGUAAAGCCUUCAUCCAGAGCAUUUGCCUUAUUCGGCACCAGCGAAGUCACACUGGAGAGAAACCCUAUAAAUGUAAUGAAUGUGGAAAGGGCUUUAAUCAGAAUACCUGCCUCACUCAGCAUAUGAGAAUUCAUACUGGGGAGAAGCCCUAUAAAUGUAAAGAAUGUGGGAAGGCCUUUGCUCAUAGCUCAUCUCUUACGGAACAUCAUAGAACUCACACUGGCGAGAAACUCUAUAAAUGUAGUGAAUGUGAAAAAACUUUUCGCAAGUAUGCACACCUUAGUGAACACUACAGGAUUCACACUGGUGAGAAGCCUUAUGAAUGCAUUGAAUGUGGAAAAUUCUUCAGACACAGUUCAGUCCUUUUCAGACAUCAGAAACUUCACAGUGGUGAUUAAUCCUGGCAUUUAGCUUACGAAAGUUUCUCUAGAAAUAGUGCCUAAGAACCUGGCUGGGAGGACAGGGGUGGGUAGGGAGAUGAGACUGGGCUACUCUCCUCAUGUGGAGGUGGGAGCCUGGAGAAUGCAGAACUUACUUCAGGUGGACAUCUUGGAAUGCUGGGUAGAAAGGAGGACCCCAUUUUUCAGAUGAAGCUGGCAGAUUACCACUCCUCUCCAUAUGACCACACCGCAAGGGCAGACGUUUAUUAAACUAGCACUUGUGUUUCCGUUACCGUACCCUUCUGGCUUUGUCACCUAAGUACACUGGCUGGAAGUGGCAGCAGUUCUGAGGUAGUGCUGAGCUUUGAGUGGCUUCCAGAUGUUUGUGGCAGCUGUGCAUUCCAUGGUAGGGAGGCUCCCUGACCUGUGGAAGCCCUAUUUUGUCCUAUUAUGUGAAGGGGAUACAGAAACAAGUGGGGGAAAAAAAAAAAGAACCUAUAUUCAUUCAUUCAGUAAAUAAGGGGACAUGUGGCCAGAACUGGACUGAUCUGUACAGAUGUCCUGGUGAAGAUGACAUCAGGGUGAGGAAGAUCUUCCUGAUGCUUUUAAACUUGUGGGUGACAUGGAGCUAAGAACGAAAUGGGAGAUUAAAAGAAUGUGUUAUCUUGUGAGAAGGCAGAUCUGCUCAAGGGGAAGGGCAAGGAAAGCCCAACUUCUGUCACAGAUGAAUACUAGCUUACUCAGGUGAGAAGUGGUCUGUGGUGGACUGCUGAUGAUAAGAGGCAUCAGAAUAGAGACCCUGCAUGUGACUGAAGGAGUCAUACACAUAACCCUGUAGUGACCUAAAGUGUACAUCUCCCUUAAAAGUUUGACCAGAUCACUGGUUCACAGGGACUAGAGGACAGGGACCCACUAGGACUAACAGAAGGGACUUGGGUGUUGGCCUUAAGGACACAAAACAUUAGUGAAUUAGGAAGACAGCCUUUUAGGCUGGCUGGAGUUUCAGACUGCUGGCCUAUUCCUUAAUAGAGUGAUGACAUUGACAUUUGUUGUGGAAAUACUUUGGAAAGAUAUCUGAAUCCCUGAAAAUUGAAAUAGCAGCUUGCUACUGACUCUUAUUUUGAGAGAUAAGAUAGUUUUCCUUUUAUUUCCUCGUCCCUUUGAUGUUUUUAACUGCCACCCAGAAAUUGAGCUCCAGAAGAUUGGAGACUUUAAGCAGUAUUUGAAAUAGUUUCUAAGUUCUGAGGCUUAUAUAAUUUAAAAGAUAUGAAUAUGAAAAUCACCUAAAGUAAGUGAAUGCUUGGUUAUUUGUAACUUGGCAUUUAUUUUUCCAGAACAUCUGUCUUGCAAGCAUCAGAGCAAACCAUUCAUAACUGUUAAGAGAAAUGUGGUAUAAGGAACACAUUUGCUUUUCCCUCUGUAGCGUGAAGUUUAUGUUCUCAAGACCUACCACAGAGUAAUUCAUAAGUGAGGAAAUUAAUACCUUAUUUGCAAAAAAAAAAAAACCUAUGAAAACUUUCUAAGUAUUUUAUGCUUAUAAAUAUAUAUAUUUUACUGAAAGUAAAUGUCAAUGUAAA